Molecule: messenger RNA, 285 nt
Organism: Iphiclides podalirius (scarce swallowtail)
Lineage: Eukaryota; Metazoa; Arthropoda; Insecta; Lepidoptera; Papilionidae
Source: the annotation of a GenBank genome assembly
AUGCCCGCGUCCGGUGCGCCCGAAAAUGGUGCGAACGCCUCGUUAAUAGCGAUGACCGGCUCGGGUCCGCUUAUUUACAGAACGGGGGAGUCGGCGUGGACGGAAGCGUUCCGGGUGUGUUCGAUUGGAUGCGAAGGCUCAACGGCGCCUAUAUAUAGCGGCGCGGGGCGUCGGUUCCGCACGGGCGCGAGCGACAUUGGCACACUUGCGCGACCUCGGCGGCGGCCCGCGCGAGGACGCCGCCGCGCCGCCGCCAACCGCCGCGAUUCCGGCACGCCCGGCCGC